AUGUGUGUGUGUGUUUUUAUAACAUGUAACGUUAGUGGGCCCAAGAUCACCAUCAGGUAUGGGGCUACCAGUGACUACUCCAGCUUGACAGACUCACAGUUUCUGUUUGGAUCCCAGUUUUGGCCUGAAAACUCUCAGGACAUGUCGCAGGACAUGGGCUUUUCAAACAGAACAUCCGGUAAUGUUAGCUCACAGUCACAGGAGGUAGGUAUUAGCCCAUCUUUUCUUCAAUUUGCUGAACCAUCUUCUUUUCAUAUAAUCAUGUCCACGUUUGUGCCACAGUGUUGAGCUCAGUAAAUGCAUUAUUUUUGCUCAUAAUAUGUAAUAUCCCAUCAAUUUAUAACACAACGUUUAGCAAUUCACCUGUUGAGCUGAAGAACAAACUCAAAAUUGUCAGAGCUUCUCUUUGUUUUAUGAUGAACCGGACAUUGUGUUUCAGGGAAGUGAGCCAAAGAUUUCAAGCAGUUACCAUGCCAAACCAUUCCUGUUCGGAGACGUAAAGGACAAAGGGAGGGCACCAAGCUUUACAAGUGACAAAACUAUUGGUGUACUGGACAGGUGUGAAGAGUACAAGAAAAAGGCAAAAUAAAAUUGUGAGCGGUAGCUGUGCCUAAUGAGUGUCACCUAUGUCCAUGUUUCUGCAGGGGUUUUAUUGUGUGAAAGAUACAAACAAUAUAAGGUAGCCUAUUUUGUGGUUUAAUUGUAUUUUUAUCAGUGACAUUCUCACCUCUGGAUUCCUACAAUUAUGUGACAACCUUGAUAAUGUAAGUCAACAUCCAGAAUAAAAUAUUUUUGCUGAAUGGUGCUACUGGCCUGGUACUCGUUUUCUGAUAAGAUAAUGAUCAACUCUGCUUCUAUGUGUGUUUAAGAUCAAGCGCUCUAUAAAUCAUAUUGAUCAGAGCACUACAACGGGCAACAAAGAUUUUGCAGAUUUUGCAAAGACAUUGUUGGGAUCUAUUUUCUUAUAACUAGAUGUGAUGCCUAGCUUAGAAAGAACAUAAACAUAAUAGGUUUUUGCUGUACUGAUAUAGAUUGUUUAACAUAACAAGCUGUGAUUAAUGUGAGGAACCGUUAUGGGGGUAGGCUGAGACAGACUUGUGACUCACAUACACACACACUGCCUCUUUGUUAAACCGCUCAAGGAUAUGUGUUCUGCUACAGUGGAGAGGAACAGACUAUGUCUGAGGUUGCUGACUCGAGACAAGUUGUGGAGAUAACAACUAAUGCCUGGCAACAGUGAAGCGCCAAGGGGCUGGGACCAGCCUGUGCACCAACGAUAGGCUGAGUUAAAAAACCACGCUCAGUCUCUACUCUGAUAGGCCUGCUUGGAGCAGGAACUAUCUCUGCCAGAGUAUUUAAAGAAGAACUUAUAACAAUGGCUCAGUUCUCUGACUGCCCUGUGUGGUUUUUCAGUGGGCCCGUAUAUACGAACAUCAUAUUUACCAUUCUAUUGUUUGCAUUAAUUAAAAUACUAGUCUAUUUUAGAAGACGUGUAUUGACCUCUUUUUGUUCCUAUACCAGAUUUGAAUUGACGCAACUUAACAAUUGGUGACCGCCGACGUGAUCUGGUAGAGGGACUUCGCUGGGUAUUGUCCGGCCGAUUGGACAUCGCUGUCGUUGGACGGUGUGUUUCACAAAGAGUCCGGACAACUAAAAACAGGCAAGCAGACACCUAUUGUUAUAUAACUAAAGUUCUGCACAUUGGCUUUAUCCAAAUUAAUUUUGUGAAACACCUGUAUGAUGUAAGUGAACUAAAUUGUGAAUUAUUAUACGAAUUAUUAUGAGUAGAUAAGCACCAUAUUGUGACAUGCAAACUUAUGGUAAAUGUGAGUGUUAAACCAUGGUAUUAUAGAGUAUUGUUCCACUGACACGUACCAGAGGGCUAGGUACGGCUAGGAUCAGAGGGACACUUUAGAGUAUAGGGGGUUGUAUGAAUGAGAGUGCGAAUGAUCCCAAUGAAAUAAAAGAGUGAAUGCGGGUUAUUAAAAUUAAUAAACCUGUAUACCUUGAUAGAAAACUAAUUAGGAGUUAAAGAAGUCUGUAGCUGCUUAAACCGUAUAACCCGUUAAUAACAAUUGGGAACAUAAAGGUAGAAUAAUGAAUAACUAGUAUGACUAAACUGAAACGUUUGAACUGAUAUAAUUGAACUGUAACGUUUGAUGUUUGACAUAGCAUAAUACUGGUUUUAAAUAAUUAUGUUGAAGCAAUUAGGUUUAUUAUUUGAUUUAAUGUUUGAUGUUUGACAUAGCAUAAUACUGGUUUUAAAUAAUUAAGUUGAAGCAAUUUGGUUUAUUAUUUAAUUUAACGUUUGAUGUUUGACCCUGCAAAAUACUGGUUAAAUAAUUAGACUGAAAUAAUUUGGUUUAUCAUUGAAAUAUAAAUAUGCACCGACUUUCACUAAUUAGGUGGGAAUAAUUUGAUUUAAAUAAAUAGAUAGACAUACUUUAAAUAAUUAAAUAACGGACAAAUAUUACAAAUUAAAACGAAAAACAUGACUACCAGUGGAGAAGCGGAAAGAAUAUUGAAGGUUCUAAAAUCCACACUUGAAACUAAUGGAGGAAAGGACGGGAAGGAAGAAGCAGUGAGAGAGAGAGAGAGAGUAGGAGGGGGCAAGUACCCACUGAUAGCCUUACCUAAUCUAUUGGCGGGGAAUGAAAGAGGCCCCAGCAACCUUAAAUGUAUAACGUAUGAACUUGCCCACCCGAACAUAGACGUACAUCAUGGGUGAGAAAGUAGAGAAUAUUUACAUUUGCGGUCAUUUAGCAGACACUCUUGUCCAGAGCGACUUGUAGGAGCAAUUGGGGUUGGGUGCCUUGCUCGGGGGCACAUCGGCAGAUUUUUUGCCUGGUCGGCUCGGGGAUUGGAACCGGCGACCUCUCGGUUGCUGGCACGGUGCUCUUGGUUACUGGGCUACCUGCCGCCCCAUAUGAGUUUAAGGUUGUGCCGUUGUUUGAUCAUGUGAUGGGGUUUGAUGGGUGAUCGGACCAUGACUGGUGUGGUUAUGGAAGUAAUGUAUAAAUAGUGGAGAGCCAAUAGGGGGUUCCAUUGAACUAUUAUGUUUUGUUGGGCAUUUCGGUGGCAUGGGGUGGGGUCUGUGUGUAUGAGUGAAUUCGGCGGCUGGUAUGGGUGGUGACCGGAUACUACUGAGUAUUUGGUUUGUUGAUGUUGAAUGGAAGAUUUGUAGCGUGGUUGGGGUUAAAUAGAAAGACUCACUUAUUCAAUAGGGAAUGGGUGAAUGGAGAGAGAGUUUUUGUGUUGCUGAAUGAGGUGAGAGCUAGUGCGGUUUUCAUUUGGUGACGUCACUUGCUCUAUGAACUGGAAGUAUAUACUUUGACAGGAUCGCGGAAUGUGUGGGGUGACUGGCAAUGUAUGUAGAGGGUCCCUGGUUCGAACCCAGGUAGGGACAGUGGGUAAAGCUUUCGCAUUGGGGCUAUAGACCUAGAUUACUACGUGGAUUGAGAAAUGUGAAAGGUUGAAUUAGAUAGCUUAAGUAGAAGUAUUCUAGAAAGGUCUAUGAAAAUAUGUUACAAGGUCCCCGCGCCUCCCCCGUUGUGUAGGAAGGAGCAAGGGGAGGGGUGAGAGAUAGUUAAAAUGAUAGGAAUAUCAUUAAAUGUAUGCUUAUCAACGAGAGCAAGUAUUUGUUUUAUUAAUUAGGGCCUAAUCAGAGAGAACAGUUAAAGAAAUUGAAUAGCGAACUGAAAUGGCGAUAGAGCUGUGAAAAUUGAGUCGAGGACAAAGGAGAAUAAUUUGUGGCUCUGGUUAGCGAAAAAAAAAAAAAAAGAGAGACAGUCCAGCGAGUUAGAUUGAGCUGUAAGAUUUCAAGUAGAGGUCUAAAUACUUGACUGGAAGGCAGUGCUUUGAUAAAUUCUAAUUGUUAUUACUUUAUUCGAUAGGUUGCUUAACACCAGUGGUGUAUGCAAAUAGUUGGUGAAUUCUAGUACGAUAAUUUAUUUUCGUUACGGGGACCAGGGGAUGCAAGUAGCUUUAGCUAUUAUGCUGAGGGAAUAGCACCAACCUAUAGUGGGUUCUAGAUUUGUUAAAUAAACAAACUUAUAUUUUAAACUAAAGUAAUGCAAUAGGCUACAAUUAUAACAUUAUCAGAAAAAGGCACAAUUUAAUGUGAAAUAGUUAUUACAAUUAUUAUCAUUGAUCAAGUAAUGAUAGAAGGACAGUAGAGGAAAGGCAAGGGAUUAAAUCUCAUUUAGGGAAGGAAGAGGAGUAUGAAGAUAUAUUAGGGAGAAAAUACCAUUAACUGAGGGAUAUAAAACGUUUAGCUGAAAAAGACAACAGGAAUAAUUUACCUUACACCCUAAUAUAGACAUUAGACCACACCAGAAGUAGAGAUGGCAGGAUUACCAGUAGCAAUCAUGAAGAGAAGGUUCCCAGAAAAUAGUGAAGAUAUUGGUAAUAUCUCUAACAAAUGAGAAAAAGGACCAGAAAGAUAGUAACUAAAUGGCCAAAGGAGGGAACAUUUGAUGUAACCGUGAUUGUAUUGGCUAAAAAAUGAAAUAUGACAUUUACAGGGGGGACAGGAACAAUAGAAGGGGAGACAGAUUUUCCUAGGGGGUUGAUCAAAUAAUUGAUAAUGGAUCAUUUGAGAUGAGAUCACAUGUAGCAGAUUUAGGGUAAUCAAUUAAAUAAUCAUUGUAUACUCAAGGAAUUUUGAGUGGUUUUAUGGAUUAGUUAUGAGGAAUUAGAUUGAUACAAACAAUUAUUGAUGGGUUAGGACUGGGGAUAUCUGUAUCAUGUUUUGUGUGUACUACCAUCUUUAGAUUACUGAAGGUAAUUGAAGGUUGACAAAAUGUAUAACCAGGAGAAAGAGAUUAGCUUAUCUCAUUGGAAUGUUGCCCAGGGCUAGGGGGAGCAGUAGUGAAGUUAGGCAGUAUUUAGGUCAUAAAAGUGAGCUACCAAAUUAAGUGGGGCCUGGCUAUUUGUGGUUGUUGUUUUUCAAGUUGGGUUUUUCAAAUAAAAAACAACACACCUAGUAUGAUGGUUAUAAAGGGUUGUUAUGUUAAAAUAAGGGAUGGCAAUUGGAUGAUAAAUUAUCAAUAUUACCUAAGUGAUUGUUUAGGUAGGUGGUAAUAUUGACACAUGGGCAAAACAUGUGUCAAAAGGGGGAUGAUAAGUAGAUGGUAGGAUUCAAUAAUAAAUAUAUACGAAGGAGAGGACAAAAUACUUUAAAAAAAAGUCUGAAAUAGAAAUUGAGAGCUGAACACGUGUGAAGAUAGUUUAUUAACCACACCCGUAUGUCAGAGGUUUUGUGCCCCACAGGUGAACUAAAGGAGAAGGUGACCCACUCUAUCUAACCAGGUGACUGGUGAGCAUCCAGUCCCUAAAGAAGAAAAACUGGAAGCAGGCCUGUUGGGAAGGGCCCUAUCAGGUUAUAUUGGUCACUGCCUUUGCCAUUAGAAUAGCAGAAAGAGCAACCUGGGUCCACGUUACCCACUGCAAAAAGGUAAGAACACAUGCAAGCACCACUGAACACAUGCAGAGUUAGAGAGAAGAACUGGACCAAUAGGGUCUGGGGAUCACCUCUGUUAACGAAGAUCUCCUACCCCGACCAAUCAUCACUGUAGUGUGUUCUCAGGGUGUGAGUAUGGGGUAGUACCAAGCAGAAAGACUGAGGACAGGAGAGGGUUGGCGGUUUUUGGGAAUAUGGAUAACUUGAGUUGCAUCAUAGUCUCGGUAAUGGUCUUGAUAUGUCAAGAUCCACCACCAAUUGUGCUAUGCCCUUACUAUUGUUAAGAAGUAAAAGAGAAGAGAAGCGACCCGACAUACUGACCGUCAAGGACGAGUGGCCUACAAAAUGGGAAUCAGAGAAGGGCAGACUGUCAGAUUCAGAAUAAGGGUUAGGGACGUAGCCAAUGGGUGGGGUACAUGUCAAUAAACAAAUUGGGAUUAUAAAAUCCUAUUAUAUUCGUGUUCGGCCCCCACGGCGGAUUGUUCCUAGACUCAGGUGUUUAAAUACACUUGGGGAUGGGGAUAUGAGACCGGGCGGGACUGAACAUCCAGAUGGGGGGUAAAGAGAAUCAAAGGCAUCACCAAUUAUCAAUUGGAGAUAGUAGUAAUGUGACAGACUUAAGUUCGGAAGCACAGGAGAGAAUUUUGAACCUUACAGCCCCUGUAACUGAUGUGUGGUGGGCGUGUGCCAGUAAAGGCAGUGUAAGGCAGAGAAUUCCAAAAGGGUGGCUAGAUACGUGCGCCCUGGUUCUACUGGUUCAGCUAGUUAGAAUUAGUCACCAGGAACCAAGGAUUAAACAGAUGUAGGAGGAGUUUUAACAAGAAGGAGAAUAGCCCUAUUUAGAUGGAUGCGAUUGGGAUACCAAGGGGGGUAUCGGAUGGAUACCGAGCUAUGAAACAAUUAGGGGAAGGGUUUACUACCACGUUCUUUUGGUGGGUGACAAUAAAAAAAAUUGUGAAUUGGAUUAAUUAUAUCUAUUACGACCAACAACGAUUUAUUGGCUGGACUAGGGAUGCAACAGAAGGGAUCUUUGAACAAUUAUCCGCCAUCUCACUCUUAUGACUUAGUAAAAAGAGGUUGGCUCUAGAUCAGGCAGAAAGGGGUGGUGUCUAUAGAAUGGUAAGCCAUUGUUGUACGUUUAUCUCUAACAAUACCAGUCCUGACGGGAGUAUCUCUAAAGCCCUAGUUGGUAUAGAUAAACUAUCAGCUGAAAUGAAGAGCAUGGCUGGAAUGGAGGGAAACGGACUGUUCUCCUGGUUGAAUGAUUGGUUUGGUAAGUACUCUGUUAUGGUGGUUACUGGAUUUCUGACCCUAGUAGUUGUGUUUCUAAUAUUAAUGUGCUGUGCUGCCUGUGUAAUUCCUUGUUUGAGAAAGUCUGUUACAGAUGUCGUGCAUACGGCUGGUAUGAUGCCCCUCCUAGGGGCUCAAGAAGGGGAUGCAGACACUGAGUCUAGCUUUCGGAAGAAACUGGGGUUGACAAAGGAUGACCCUUGGUUUGCUAUUGGUGAGGUGGUGGAGUGACACCAUAGAGGGUGUCUAAAGGGGGCCAAAGUUUACUUCCCUGUUUAUGUUUUAUGCUUUAUUAAUCAAGUUAACUAUUGUGAAUGUUUGUCUUUCCUUAUGUGAAGGUUUGAAGUUCCUGGGUGGCUGGUAGCCAACCUAGUACAAGUUAGGUGUAGAUGGAGGGACUGAAGGCCUUUUUAUUAUCAUUAUUGCCUAUUAAUAAAAGUGUGAUUCUUUUUGUUUGUAUUGUAUUUUAAUGAGUGACACCCUAGUGGGUGUCAAAAGGGGGAUCCUACAUUUCCCUGAAAUUUCUUAUUUUGGGUUCACACCCAGCGGGUGUGAAAAGGGGUAUUGUUGGGAUCUAUUUUCUUAUAACUAGAUGUGAUGCCUAGCUUAGAAAGAAUACAUGAAUGAUUAAACAUAAUAGGUUUGUGCUGUACUGAUAUAGAUUGUUUAACAUAACAAGCUGUGAUUAAUGUGAGGAACCAUUAUGGGGGUAGGCUGAGACAGACUUGUGACUCACAUACACACAUAUGUUAUGCUACAGUGGAGAGGAACAGACUAUGUCUGAGGUUGCUGACUCAAGACAAGUUGUGGAGAUAAAAACUAAUGCCUGGCAACAGUGAAGCGCCAAGGGGCUGGGACCAGCCUGUGCGCCAACGAUAGGCUGAGUAAGUCUAAAACCACGCUCAGUCUCUACUCUGAUAGGCCUGCUUGGAGCAGGAACUAUCUCUGUCAGAGUAUUUAAAGAAGAACUUAUAACAAUGGCUCAGUUCUCUGACUGCCCUGCGUGGUUUUUCAGUGGGCCCGUAUAUCAGAACAUCAUAUUUACCAUUCAAGUGUUUGCAUUAAUUAAAAUACUAGUCUAUUUUAGAAGACGUGUAUUGACCUCUUUUUGUUCCUAUACCAGAUUUGAAUUGACGCAACAAAACAACAUGCAAGUCGCUUAGAACAAUUUCUCUUAACUUUUAGUAGAAUAUAUUUUGUAAUUCUCAUUAAUAAACAUGUUUAUAAAGGACAUAAUCUCUGGGACCAGUAGAUGGAACACUUGUUCAGUAGUCAAAUGAUGAUCUUGUGCACAUUUUCUUUUUUAGAAAAUGUCUUAUAACCUCUAUUUUUUUUAUUAUGAUAAAUGAGCUGGUCUCAGUGGCUAUAAUGGACAGUAUGUAACGUAGAUUGAUGGUGGCUAUCUUUUUACAUAGGUCUAUAGUGCUAUGGAAUUUAUUGUGUAUUAAUUAGGAUUACCUUUCAACGUAUUUCACAGUGCAGCAAAACAUAGCCAGUCUGCAGGAUGGCUUUGCACAGCAGUUUGAGGCCAUGCUGAAUAAACUGAGCUCCCAGAAUCAGAUAAUGAGAGAGAUGGAGGAGCCGCCAAGGUGAGGACAGGUGGCAUUUAUAACUGUAAUUUCAAGCCUAGGUCCUGAUGUUGAAUUUACACUUAAUGAGGGUGUUUGGAGUGAAAGUUGGUAACAAGUGUGAUACUUAAGUGAUAAUGCCCGAGAAGCUGGUGUUUGGAGGAUAUAUUGGCACGGGUGUUGUUAGGGCCGAGACGAAGUCGAGGGUCGGCAAACCGUGCCAAGAUAUUCUCCAAACACGUGCUUCGAGGGCAUUAUCACUUUUAUACAACGAGUUACCAACAUAUUCAAAUCUAGGGUUGCUACCCAAGCCGGCUGAUCGUUCGUUCUAUCGGUUCGGUUUCCAGAAACGCGACCCAGUCGUUAAGUUUUUUCUUAUCCCUUGCUUGCUAGCUAGCUAAUUUACAGUCAAACAGUGCAGCCAGAAUAACAACAAUAAGUAGCUGCAUUUGCAUUUGCAUUUGUUUAAGCUGUUUUCUAGUGACAGUUAUUUGGAUACAUCCAUAACAAUGAGCUAAUGAUGCGUAAUUUCACCUAGCAUAGAAAAUGUGCUCUCUCAUCAGGACACUGUUGUUCAGAGGAGCUAGCCAACAACACAGCUAACACAAUCACUUAAAAUUGAAGCAGGGAAGACUGCAAACUAGCUGGAUUUCGUUUGGUUUUACCUGUUUUCUAUUGAUAUUUCUUUGUAUACAGUGCAUUCGGAAAGUAUUCAGACCCCUUGACUUUUUCCACAUUUUGUUACAUUAUAGACUUAUUCUAAAAUUGAUUAAAUUGUUUCCCCCCCCCUCAUCAAUCUACACACAAUACCUCAUAAUGGCAAGGCAAAAACAGGUUUUAGAAAGUUUAGCAAAUGUAUAAAAAAUGAACAAACUGAAAUAUCACAUUUACAUAAGUAUUCAGACCCUUUACUCAGUACUUUUUUGAAGCAACUUUGGCAGCGAUUACAGCCUCGAUUCUUCUUGGGUAUGACGCUACAAACUUGGCACAACUGUAUUUGGGGAGUUUCUUCUCUGCAGAUCCUCUCAAGCUCUGUCAGGUAGGAUGGGGGCGUCGCUGCACAGCUAUUUUCAGAUCUCUCCAGAGAUGUUCGAUCGGGUUCAAGUCCGGGCUUUGGCUGGGCCACUCAAGGACAUUCAGAGACUUGUCCCGAAGCCAAUCCUGCGUUGUCUUGGCUGUGUGCUUAGGGUCGUUGUCCUGUUGGAAGGUGAACCUUCGCCCCAGUCUGAGGUCCUGAGCACUCUGGAGCAGGUUUUGAUCAAGGAUCUCUCUGUACUCUCUGUUCAUAUUUGCCUCGAUCCUGACUAGUCUCCUAGUCUCUGCCGCUGAAAAACAUCCCCACAGCAUGAUGCUGCCAUCACUAUGCUUCACCGUAGGGAUGGUGCCAGGUUUCCUCCAGACGUGACUCUUGGCAUUCAGGCCAAAGAGUUCAGUCUUGGUUUCAUCAGACCAGAGAAUCUUCUUUCUCAUGGUCUGAGAGUCUUUAGGUGCCUUUUGGCAAACUCCAAGCGGGCUGUCUUGUGCCUUAUACUGAGGAGUGGCUUCCGUCUGGCCACUCUACCAUAAAGGCCUGAUUGGUGGAGUGCUGCAGAGAUGGUUGUCCUUCUCGAAGGUUCUCCCAUCUACACAGAGGAACUCUGGAGCUCUGUCAGAGUGACCAUCAGGUUCUUGGUCACCUCCCUGACCAAGGCCCUUCUCCCCCGAUUGCUCAGUUUGGCCGGGCGGCCAGCUCUAGGAAGAGUCUUGGUGGUUCCAAACUUCUUCCACUGUGUUCUUGGGGACCUUCAAUGCUGCAGACAUUUUUUUGGUACCAUUCCACCAGAUCUGUGCCUCUGCACAAUCCUGUCUCUGAGCUCUACGGACAAUUCCUUUGACCUCAUGGCUUGGUUUUUGCUCUGACAUGCACUGUCAACUGUGGGGCCUUAUAUAGACAGGAGUGUGCCUUUCCAAAUCAUGUCCAAUCAAUUGAAUUUACCACAGGUGGACUCCAAUCAAGUUGUAGAAACAUCUCAAGGAUGAUCAAUGGAAACAGGAUGCACCUGAGCUCAAUUUCGAGUCUCAUAGCAAAGGGUCUGAAUACUUAUGUAAAUAAGGUAUUUCUGUUUUUUGGUUUUUUUACAUUUGCAAGCAUUUCUAAAAACCGGUUUUCACUUUCUCAUUAGGGGUAUUGUGUGUAGAUUGAUGAGGAAAAUGUUUAAUGAAUCAAUUUUAGAAAAAGGCUGUAACGUAACAAAAUGUGGAAAAGGUCAAGGGGUCUGAACACUUUCCGAAUGCACUGUAUAUCCAUACAAAUGAUGCUGAUUCAUGAUUUCGACUGGCUGCGCAGUCAGAUGGAACAGAAUAAAUAUGCAUUCUAACGUCAUAGAUCUAGCCUUGGUAAUUUAUGGAAUAGACACCGUCUGGAAUGCGGUUUUAACCAAUCAGCAUUCAGGAUUAGACCCACCUGAUUAGACCCAAACAUUAGCUGGCCGGCACACACAAUAUUUGGUUCUGAGCGCUGAGAAUACUAUUUGACAUACUUAAGAUAAUAAUUUCAUGUAAGUUAUGAACAUUUGAUUCUGUUGUGUUUGCUUUGAGUUAUUAUGGGUACAAACAAACGUUGUUGUCCUCUAUUCUGUCCUAGACUACAGCACAUGCAGGGCCUGCAGCAGAAGCUGGAGGUCCUGAGACGUGAGCAGAGCCGAGAUCAAAGCAUGCUAGGAGAAGCCCUGUCUCUUCUAGGCACCUUGGUUUCCCAGCACUGGUCCGAACCCCACCCCACCCGUCAGGGUGACAGACAGCACGGUCCAGACAUCCCCAGGACUUGUAGAGGUUCUGCCUGGUGAGUGAGGAGAAGAGGUACUUCGAAGGUGUACGUGUCUGCGGUGCGACAGUGGCCACAACGCCUUGUAUAGCAGUGGCAUCGUGUGGUGUAGGGGAGACGGAAAGAGGGGCGGCUGCACCCUGCAGAGAGAGGACCCAGAGAAGGACCCUCAGAGACAUGUGACCAGGGCCAGGCCGUGGCCCCAGAGCCCUGUACCUUCCUCCUGUGAUGAUGGGGGAGGAGGAUCAGCUGGAGCGGUAUAGCCAGAUCAAAUCAAAUUGUAUUUGUCACAUGCGCCGAAUACAACAGGUGUAGACCUUACACCAUGAUGGUGCUGGAUAAGCCGGCUAAGACCUCCUGGCAAGGGGUGUUCCCAUACCGCACACGCUGUACCGCUGUGACUUACGGACCAGGGACAGGCACAGGACACGCUGCAACUACAGCCCUACAGUACCCCAUGCAGGGCUUUCAGGACCCCAGCAGGGCCUAUGCGCUGCUACAGGAUGUGAGGAGCACCCGCACCAUCAUGAACCCAAACUGCGACCCAGAGCAGAGCAGCCAGCCCGACCACAGUGAGCUUGCAGCGGUACCCUCAGAGAGCCCCAAGGGCAGGAGCACCAUGGCUGUAUGUAGGUUCACCCAGAGAGGCCAGAGACAGAGGAAACAGCCCUUCAGGAGCAGGAGGAGGGCACUGAUGCCAUCACAAACCAGGAGUAAUGGUGGAGUAGUGUGCAGGGGUCAGGACGAGAACCGACAGCCCCUCAAAACCAAAGGAUGCAGGGAGCUGGAUCGACUAGCAAAGAGCAGCAUGAUCCCAACAGAAUGGAAUGGACAUUCUCAAACCAGAACCUCCGAAACGACAGCAGGACAUGGAGAAAAGGUCUAA
This is a messenger RNA of Coregonus sp. 'balchen', 12008 nucleotides long. The record is from the annotation of a GenBank genome assembly. Lineage: Eukaryota; Metazoa; Chordata; Actinopteri; Salmoniformes; Salmonidae.